Molecule: messenger RNA, 1037 nt
Organism: Guyanagaster necrorhizus
Lineage: Eukaryota; Fungi; Basidiomycota; Agaricomycetes; Agaricales; Physalacriaceae
Exons: 5
Coding region: 101-847 (248 amino acids)
Source: RefSeq, a predicted model, not a curated record
AUGAAUACGCGGAUGAGAAAUUCGUAGCUGCCCGUGCAAGCGACCUCUGCGUUCCUUUGUUCUUUGCACUUGCACGGAACCUUGCCUGAAUGACCUGUACAUGAGGGCGGAAGGAUACGAUCGAUUAGUUGCUAAAUACCACAAAGCCCUGAGCCUUCUCGAGGACACCCGAUAUCAGCUCUAUUGUUUCCUCUCUUUUCAGCCACUUCCCGAAAGUCAUGAGAAAUAUCUAUUGUCCAGCAACGAGGCGUUCAUCGAGAAGCAGUGGCCAGGCCUACCUGACUCGGUAAAUAUGAAAGCGACGGAUAUUAGUCGGGAUGACUACCGGUUCAUGCAGAGAGCCCUCCGAAACGUUAUUGGAGAGCUAUAUGCUUUGGAGCAGUUGAAGGUCACAGCUAUUGGCCAGACGUUCAUAAGAAGCUUUCCAAAGGAAUUACAGCAUUCCUUUGGUAAUGAUGCUCUGAUUCCUGGCCCAUUUUUGACUCAUCGAGAUAUGGCUUUAAGAAUUUGGAUGCGUUCCAGAAAAGAGGGAGAUUGGUGGAAUUAUGCGAGAGACAAAUACCCCUCACCUCCGGAUGGUUUCAGGGAGUACUGUGAUGACGAGCACCCUGAUCGAAUCGGAAACUGGUACUUCGAGAUUUGGCGCCGGUACAAGGAAUUUGAAGGUGGACAAGACGAAGCUCAAGGCCGACAUCAAUGGUCGCCACAUGUGCAACCAGUGAUUGGUAGCUCUCAGACAAGCGAAGAAGUAGGGUUCGCCAGUAAACGCACAGAGAGACCCCACAAACGACAGCGAUUACCAUCACAGUCUACUACGAUUACGAGGAUGAUCCUCGAUACUUUAUGAUGACGUACAACUUGUCAUUGAUAAGUUAUUACAAUGAACUCAGACAUAAACACAGCUGUGAGUGAUUCAAUGAAUGGGCUCUACCCAGCCCAACCUAAGUUCCUAUUUCGAUGUGCAAGACUCAUGUCGGCUUUCGCAUAUAGUCGAAUGAUGCCUACUCCUCCUUGUUCCGCAAAGUCCAUGGUUCGGA